GCGUCCUAAAAGCUGAGACAGAAGCGCAGCAGACAGACAGAACAGCCGGGUUAAUGCCGUCCGUGCGCGGAAGCUGAUGUUUAUCGAUAGAACUUGAGAAGCUAAGCUGUCAGUUCUCUGUUUUCUGCGGACCGCUUCGCGUGUCUUGAGAUUUAUAAUAUUUUUCAUGUUUUGAUGACCUUCUGUUUCUCACCGCUGCGAAACGUCUUGCAUGAUGGUCCAUGACUCAGUUACGUGCUGAGUCCUGAGGGCUGAGUGCCGCAGUCGGUUAUAGAGGAGUAGAAGGUAUAACCGGCUGCUUGCUGGUGUUUGAUUAUCGGAGCGACGCGAAUGUAAGCCGACAUUUGAUUAAUUUCGCUAGGAUCAUGGUGGAGCUGACCUGCCUCACCGCUUACUGGCCUCUCAUCAGAUUCCUGAUUCCUCUGGCUGUUACCAACAUCGCCAUCGAUUUUGGGGAGCAGGCUCUGAACAGAGGCAUCGCGUCAGUAAAAGAGGACCGUGUGGAGAUGCUGGCCAGCUACGGUUUGGCCUACUCGCUCAUGAAAUUCUUCACUGGGCCCAUGAGUGACUUUAAGAGUGUUGGGCUGGUGCUGGUCCACGGCAAGAAGGACAGAAGAAAAGCAGUGCUAUGUAUGCUUGUAGCUGGGGUUAUAGCUAUGAUCCUCCAUGUUCUCAUAGCUUACACAGAUCUAGGAUAUUACGUCAUCAACAAACUCCACCAUGUGGAUGAAUCUGUUGGCAACAAGACGCGAAAGGCAUUUCUUUACCUUGCAGUGUUCCCUUUACUGGAUGCCAUGGCGUGGAUUCAUGCUGGCAUCCUUCUAAAGCACAAAUACAGCCUGCUGGUGGGCUCCUCUUCAAUCUCUGACGUUAUAACACAGAUCAUUUUUGUGGCAAUCCUGCUCCACAGCAACCUGGAGUGUGUUGAACCCUUGCUCAUUCCAAUCCUGUCUUUGUACAUGGGAGCACUGGUGCGCUUUAGCAUCGUGGGACUGGGCUACUACUGCAACAUUCAUGACCACUUUCCUGACUCCAACAGCCAGGACAUGGGGGGAGAUACCACCAUCAAGAUGAUGUUGAGCUUCUGGUGGCCACUGGCACUCAUAUUGGCCACCCAAAGGAUCAGCAGGCCUAUCGUCAACCUGUUUGUGUCACGAAAUCUCAGCACUGCACAGCAAGGCAGCUCUGCUUCCACAGAGGCUGUAGCAGUGCUCACAGCCACCUAUCCAGUGGGACACAUGCCCUAUGGUUGGCUAACCGAACUACGAGCUAUCUAUCCAGCAUUCGACAAGAAUAAUUUAAACAACAAGUUAGCUGCUGGUGCUGGAGUGACAAAAUCCCAUAUCAAGAAGUUCACCUUAGCCUGCUUUACAAUGUCUGUAACGCUAUGCUUCAUAGUGUUCUGGACCCCUGGUGUGUCUGAGCUGAUCCUGGUGAAUGUAAUUGGAGUGGAUGAGAAUUUUGCUCAGCUUUGCACGGUUCCUCUUCGGAUAUUCUCCUUCUUCCCUAUUCCAGUGACUAUUCGAGCUCAUCUGACAGGGUGGUUGAUGACUCUGAAGAAGACGUUUGUGCUGGCCCCUAGCUCUGUGCUGAGGAUAGUCGUGCUCAUCACUAGUCUCUUAGUCCUUCCUUAUAUGGGGGUGAAUGGUGCUGCAUUAGGAGUGGGCUCACUACUGGCCGGCUUCCUCGGAGAGGCCACGAUGGUGGCGUUGGGGGCGUGCUACGUGUAUCGGCAGCAGAGAAAGAAUUCAGGCACGGAGAUAGUCAUGCAGGGGGACGACUCUACCCCGAUGAGUGAUGUCACAUCCACAGCGGCGUUAGAUGACAUCCAAGAGGUGGAUGAGGAGGAAGAGGGACAGAAGGAUUGAUGGAGAGAAAUGAACGAAAAGAGAAACCUGAGGUAAAGUCGAUGACCCGAGGGGGAAAACACAGGGGAUUUUCCCUGUUAACUUAAAGAAAAACUAACAAUGCAAACCUGUACUCCUGAAACCAAAUAACAGGACUGCACCGUGUGAGUUGGGCUUUCCUGCUCAGACCAAGCCCGAACUGAUCUAUCUGCUACAGCACUUUCUACAACUGACAGAACCCUUUUGCACUGACAUUCAUCAGAUACUCAGUUCAGCAGCUAAUAACGAAAUGUUUGCAAAUUCAGCAGUACCGAGUUUGUGUUCUCCGCGUCACACCAACUUGUCACAAACACCACCCAAGGGCAUCUAACUGCACAGAGGGAGACAAUCUGGCAAACAGCACAUGUACUGAACUUUGACACAGUGGAACAUAUUGUCUGUUACAGUGUGGGCCUUAAAACGCACAAUAUCUGUUAUUGCACAGUGUCGCCUAACGCACAAAUAGAAUUUUGAUGUAUUACAGUGAUAUCUAAUUUUUUAUUUUUAUUUUAUUUUUUAUAAAAUUAGCUAUUCAGGGAAAUACACAACGGAAAUCGUAUCAUUUUCUCUUUUUUUAUGCUAAACUUGUUCUAUCUAGUGGUCUGUGGUUUAUAGGAGGAUGCAUGGAUUAUUGAUUCAGGGUUUUUUUGUUUGUUUGUUUGUUUGUUUGUUUGUUUAAAGCAACAAACCCUUGUGGGAAAGUUCUUUCUAGCAUCAGCUUAGACCGAAAUGUACAUAUGAAACAAUUCAGGGUCAUGGUGAUUAGUUUUAAUUGCUAAAAACAUUUAAUUAAGAUUUUCUCUCUCUAUUUUGAUAAAGCUUUAUAACCAUGUUUACAAUUCUUUGUAGUUUGGAAACUAUGCUUUAUAAUUAUUUUUUUAUAUUAUUUUUUGUAAACAAAUUCUCAUGAAGCUCAAGUAAAGUGUUGUAAGUGUCCCAAAACCCCCUACAAAACAACAGUACAAGGUGCAAUCCAUACCUAUAUUUGGAAAGUAUAAACUUUUAUUUCAGACACUAAAUGAAUAGAAGUACUUUACUUUCAAGUCAUCAAGGAGUUAUUUGUAAUAUUAUGAUGGAGCAUUAUGAUUCCGUAUUACUGUUUUUUUAAAAUACUUACAACGUAGUAGUAGUUAUAUCAUACACUUUCUGUCAAACUGUCAAAGUAGUGUGUUUGAUAAUUUACAACGCUCCGUGCUCUCUGGAUGAGGGCAGGGGGCCCCGUAAACUACAGACAGAUGAAGGGAAAGAAUUUUUUUAAUGAACAUUUUCAAAGCAUGACAAAAAAGUACAACAUACAACAUUUUGCAGCAGCCACCGGUUUAAAAGCGUGCAUCGUCGAGCGGUUUAAUAGAACCUUAAAAGGGCGGAUGUGGAGAUAUUUAACUGCUACAAACUCCAAACGCUGUAUCGAUAUUCUACAUCACGGACGGAUACAACACCAGCUGUCACAGGAGCAUUAAGAUGAGACCUAUUGAUGUGGACAAAGAAAAUGAAUCCGCCGUGUAUAAAAUCCUAUAUGGAUCUAAAGACGGCCCCGGCGUAACCCCUACAUUUAAAUAUAAAGUUGGCGACAUUGUUAGAAUUUCUAAAGUAAGAGGUCCGUUCACAAAAGGUUAUAAAGAAAACUACACGCACGAGUUCUUCACAAUAACAGGACGCAUAUCACGCGAACGUCCCGUCUAUAGGUUGUGUGAUAAUGACGGCGACGUCAUCGAUGAUGUUUUUUAUGAAGCGGAAUUACAAAAAAUAUUUGUGAACAAAAACAAAACAUUUAAAGUGGAAAAUUUUUUUCACAAAAUAAAUAUUCUACUCAUAUGUACACAUUCAAACAUCACGCUUUUCUAACAGUGUGUUUACACAAAGGAAAUACACACACACACACACACGAACGAACACAAACACAUCCCCACAUUAAACACAUUAUUUCUUUUCAGACGUAUUUCACCCCACCAAAAACCAAACUCAUUAACAUAAACACCUUUUGUUGGGAGGGGGGCCAUUCCCCCCCCCCACACACCUCUCCACAACACCCCCAGACACAAAGGAGCCAGAUUGAUCAUCUGAUACACUCCAUAGGGUUACCCCCCCCCCCCCCUCACCACCCCCACAGACCUGCCCGUCAGGGAAGCACGGAGGGUCAUACAUUAUCAAACACACUACUUUGACUGACAGUAACUACUAGUAUUGUUACCAAACUACAAAAUUGGUAAGCCUAUGUAUUAAGAAUCAGAGCCCAGUAUGAUGGCAAAAUGUCAGGCAUGGAAACGUUGCUGUUGUGCUUUCAGAAUUUAGUUGAAUUCCACGAUGCAGGUGUAACUAUAGCUCACAACAAAAUUUACACUCUUUACAAUCCAAAAGACAGGAAUUCCAAAUAAGUUAAUAAGCUUUACAGGGAUCUUGUGUGUGUGUGUGUGUGUGAGUGAGCCUAGGAAAAAAUCUUCCACAUGAUCAAAAUUUUCUUUACAUUUUCUACUCUGUAGCGCUCUACAGGCCGUGUCUUUUUCAUGCGUCUCACCCACACGUCCAUUACAGUAAAUCGUUUAAAGUCUGAUGAAUAAAAUGGUUUUCCCGAAUCUCCAUACAUACACAGUACUGUGUAAAAGUCUUAGGCACAUUAAUUUAUUUAUUCAUUCCUCAUAAGUGACCGCUUCGGCCUGGUUAGGGUCACGUUGAAUUCCGCGCCCAUCCCGGGAACACUGGGCGGGGGACGGGGGGGUUGUGGGGGUGAGGCAGAAAUACAGAGGCAAGAGAAAGUGUGUGAAGCUUUUGGAAUUUCGUGGAUUUCUGAAUAAAUUUGUCAUAAAAUGUGAUCUGAUCUUCAUCUAAGUCAGGGGCAUUAACAAAUACAAUGUGUCUAAUAUAAUAACACAAUAAAUUCUGAUCCCUCCUGUCUUUAUUGAGAACAACCAAAAAACCCUCAUAGUGCUUGUGGGAAAAGUAUGUGAACCCUUGAGUUAAUGACCUGGAAAAAGCUAAUUGGAGUCAGGUUUCUGCACACCUGCAGUCUCGUUAAGAAAAUGAGUUUGGGGGUGUGGACUACAGCUACUUUCACUGAUAAAAACCCCUCAAACGUUUGGAGUUUGCUCUGCACAAGAAGCACACGCUUACGUGAGCCGUGCCUCGCCAAAAAGAGCUUUCAGAGGAUCUACGAUCAAGAAAUGUUGAUUUACAUAAAGCUGACAAGGGUCACAAAGUGAUUUAAAAGACUUUAUAAAUUCACCAGUCUACAGUCAGGCAAACAUUCUACAAAUGGAGACACUUUUGGACUGUUGCUACUCUACCAAGAAGUGGGUGCACAGUCAAAAUGACACCAAGAGCACAAUGAAGACUCGUCAGUGAGGUAAAGAAACAACCCCGAAUGACAGCCGAAGAUUUGAAGCAUCGUUGGAACUGGCGGACAUCUCUGUUCAUGAGUCUACAAUACGUAAAACACUGAACAAGCAGGGUAUCUACGGCAGGACACCACGAAGUGGUUACUGAAAAGAACGCUGCUGCACGCCUGAAGUUUGCACAGAGCACAGUGACACUCCACAGCGGUAUGGGCAAAAUGUUUUGUGGACUGAAGAAACUAAGAUUUAACUAUUUGGGAAAACCACACAGCACUACAUCUGGCGUAGAAAGGACACGGCGUAUCAUGAUGAAAACAUCAUCCCAACCGUACAGUACGGUGGAGGAAACGUCAUGAUUUGGGCCUGCUCUGCUGCAUCACGGCCCGGCCAGCGUGCAGUCACUGAGCUGAAGAUGAAUUCCCGAGUAUAUCAGACAAUUCUUCGGGAUAAUGAGAAUAUCUGUGCGUCAGCUGAAACCGUGUAGAAGUUGGGUGAUGCAGCGGGACAACGACCCAAAACACCGGAGCGAGUCCACAACAGAACGGCUUCAGAAAAACAAAAUCCGCCUUUUGGAGGGGCGGAGUCAGAGCCCGGACCUCAACCCGAUAGAGAUGCUAUGGAAUGACUUGAAGAGAGUCGUACACAUGAGACGUCCGAAGGAUACGAAGGAUGCUUUAGCUCUAAAGCAGUUCUGCAGGAAGAACGGGAUAAAACUCCUCCUGAACGACGUGCAGGUCUGAUCCACAGCUACAGGAAGCGCCUGGUUGAGGUGAUUGCUGCCGGGGGGUCGACCAUUUAUUAAUACUAAGGGUUCACUUACUUUUUCACUGCCAUUUUGAAUGUUGAAUGAGUGUGUUCAAUAAAGACAUGAGGGAUCAGAAUUUAUUUUUUGUUAUUAUUUUAGACACAUUAUAUUUGUCAACACCCCUGACCUAGAUGAAGAUCAGAUCACAUUUUAUGACAAAUUUAUUCAGAAAUCCAUGAAAUUCCAAAAGGUUCACAUACUUUCUCUUGCCACUGUACACCUUAAAUGGUACACCAGUCCAUCCCAGGGCAACAUGUACACACGCACACACUGCUAGCCUGCUAGCCAGUCCAAAUACUGGUGUUUUUGGGUGGAAUCCCACAUGAACAUGGAGGGAACAUUUGAAACUGCACAGGCUCGCGAGCCCUGUCGCAGCGAGGCAGCCGUGCUACCAACUGCACCACCAUGCCGCCGUAUAAAUAUUACGAAAAACAAUGCUUUCAACAAUAACGAAACUCAUUUUUUUAACCAAAUGUGACCACCCUUUACCUGUUAAAACAGCUCUCAGAAACUUCUGAGGAAAUCAACUGGUACGUCAUUCCAGGCGUCCUGGGGAGUUUGCCACGAGCAUUGUGCAAACUUUGACCGGAUCUCUUGCUUCUGUCCCUGCAGGGUCCAGGCAGCCUGAAAGAUGUGUUGAGCUAAGAACACUCAUGCAUUACGUAAUGAGAUUGAUUUAUUUCAUUUUUUAAACAGAUAAAGUACAUCUUUUUUGUAAGUGUUUGAAAAUGUAAAAUUUGCUGUUUUUAUACUGACCCACCGGUGCAGAUGACGAAUUUCUAAGACGAAAUGUCUUAAAUGUGGUUUAUGUCCUCUUACAUUACAUAGAUCAACUUCAUGUACAACUUCACAACUGAGUCACAUGGCUGAAUGUUUACUUUAAUUAGGUUUUAUGUUUGAAGUGUAAUACUCUCGCUGUUUUUUUUUUUUUUUUUUUUUUUUUUUUUUAACUUUAAUAACUUGUGCAUAUAUUCUCAGCCUUUUGCAAUAUACACGAUCAGCCAUAACCUAAAAUUAAAUUAUUAGAUAUACAACCCCAAUUCUGAAAAAGUUGGGACAGUAUGCUAAUAAACGCUAAUAAAAACAGAGGAGUGAUUUUAAAUGUACUUUUUGUUUUUUUGUUAAAAUAAAAGUCAGACAAGGUAUUUGAUGUUUUACCGAAUCAACUGCAUAGUGGUGGUGGUGUUUUUUUUUUUUGGAAGGUAAACAUUUAUUUUGAAAUUGAUGCAUGCUACACAUUCCAAGAAAGUUGGGACUGGGGCAAUUUAGGCCUAAUAGCGAUGUGACCGUUUGAAAUAAAAUGGUGAUGGUUCUCCGGGCCAAAGAGGAAAAGGACCAUCCAAGCUGUUAUCGGCGUCAGGUCCAAAAGCCAGCGUCUGUCAUGGUAUGUGGGCGUGUCAGUGCCCAUGGUAUGGGUAACCGUGAGGGCACCAUUAAUGCAGAAUGUUUGGAGCAACAUACACUGCCAUCCAGAGCAGGGCAAUGCCAAACCACAUUCUGUCUGGAUUAUAAGUGCAUGACCUGCAGCUAAAGUAAGGCAACGAAAACCCCGUACACUUUGGAGCUGAAGAAAUGCAUAAUGGAUGAAUGCGGGAAAAUUCUCCUUGCUAAACUUAACCAACUGGUGUCUUUAGCACCCUAAACGCUUAAGUGUUAUCAAAAAGAAAGGUGAUAUUACACAGUGGUAAGCAGUCAACUGUCCCAACUUUUUUGGAGUGUGUUACAGUCAUCAGAUUUCAAAUGAGUGUAUAGUUUCAAAAAUAAAUUAAAUUCAAAGUACAACAUCAACUAAUGUGUUUUCAGUAUAUUGCAGAGUAAGCUGAUUUUUUAAAUUUUCUUUUCCCUCCCCAUUUUCCAUACUGUCCCAACUUUUUCAGAAUUGGGGUUGUAUUAGGCAGAUGUGAAGUCUGUUCUCGAGGUGUUGGAAGCAGGAAAAAUGGGCAAGCGUAAGGAUUUGAACAACUUUCACAAGGGCCAAAUUGUGAUGGCUAGACGACUGUGUCAGAGCAUCUCCAAGUCUCGGGUCUUGUGGGGUGUUCUGAGUACGCAGCGGUUAGUACCUACCAAAGAUAAUCCAAGGAAGGACAACCAGUAAACCAGCAACAGGGUCACGGGCACCCGAGGCUCACUGAUGCUUGUUUGAUUUCACAGAAGAGCUACUGUAGCACAAAUAGCUGAAAAAGCGAACGCUGGCUAUGAUCGAAAGGUGUCGGAAUACAGUGUGUCGCGGUUUGCUGCGUAUGGGGUUGUGUAGCCGCAGACCGGUCCGAGCGCCCAUGCUGACUCCUGCCCACUGCCGAAAGCACCUACAACCCGUGACCUGAAGCAAGCCGUGCACAGAAGAUACCCUUGCAAUUGGAUGGCUCUAGUUUCUUACUUUUACUAAAACCUGCCAUUAUCGGGGGUGUAUAGACUUUUUAUAUCCACUGUACAAAAUAUUAAGCAGGAUGGCUGAUCGCUGUACAUCUUAUAGAGCUGAACUAUUACUCACAUGGUCAGAGCUCAAACCCUGUAGUGUUAAAAACUGUUUAUAACCGAACGGUUACAGGGAAAUUCAGUAUUGACAGGAGCCCAGUGCAUACUGCUUAUUUUUGAGGCAUUUGUAGUGGAAAAGGUCAGUAAACUGUACACUUGCUUUAACUGCCAACAUCAGGGUAGAGCGAACUGGUCAGUAGAAUCUUAAAUUGUAUCUACAGUAUGUACAGAUUUUUUUAUAUACAUUUUUUUUUCCAUUUGAACUGUCAUUAGAUGCACCUUUAACAAGCGCCUUCUUUCACUUUAAAGGGAUCAUUUCAUUUGUUGAACAUGGCUACAGUCAAACAGUGGUGCUGGAGAUUUCUGAACACUUCUGAUGCUUCUAUUUUAGCGUGUUCUCUCCCAUGUAGUAUCGACGUGCAGAUAUUAGCCGUGCUUGAAACGUUCACCCAAUGUCGCCGUCGUAUUUUCAUAGUUCACACAAUACACUGUUCCAUCAAAAGUGGGCCAGUUAGUAGCUGCAUGUUUAUUUUUGCAUCAUCUAUAUGAACAAGUUAUUUUAAUAACAAAGUUACCUACUGACUUUUAUUGCAAUGUCACUAUGCUGUUUGUCAAAUACAAAUUUGCCUAAAGGUCUGUUCGUUUGUGUUCAACUGUUCAUUAUAUUAUUAUAUUAACUUAAUGUAAACAUUAUUCAUAAAAUAUUUAUUUAUAUUUCCACAAGCAAGAAGAGCUAGUCAACGUCACAAAAAAACACCUAUUCAACAGUGCUCGUUUCCAUUUUCUGCACAAUACUGAACCAGACGAAGAACGCUAACCAUAAAUAAAAAUUUGUUGAAUUUUCUUUCCUGAAGCAGAAAACGUGCCUGAUGAUAAACAAUGAGGACUGGAAAAAAACAUUGUAUGCAAGACUGACAUUUUCUAAAGCACCAUUUUUGACAUUUUACAUCAGAUUUCAUUACAUUAACUAUACAUGACAAAGUAGUAAUACUAAAACAUCUUGGCAGCAGUUUGAGACAAACAACAAAAUUAUUACAUAACUUAAGAAAGAAAAACUACAGAACUAAAACCGCAUUAAGUAGUGACCGAACAGUCAGGUUUCCUUCAUUAUCUAAACAGCUAAGGAGCGAGAGAAGCAUGUUUCUAUGAAGUGGGCUGAUGGAAUAAAUGGCUGAGAUGGUAACUGAACAACAGUGUAGUCCAUUUUUCCCCCACAGUUCAGUUUAAAGCAUACUGGAGCCAGAGGAAAAUAAAUAAGUGCUCCACAGCCCUUGAUUACACAUUUGAGGUUUGUUUUUUUUGGAGCCAGAACAGAACAAAUUGAGGAAUGGCUGCUAUCCUUGUGGUCUGAGGGGGAACAACUGCUGUUGUCUGUGCAAAACAACAUUUCCAAAUGUAAUUAAGGUUUUCCCCUAAAAUAUCUGGCACUAUAGCCUUAAAAUCCCCCCCCACUUCCAACUUGUGUUAUGAUGAAUAACAAAAUAAUAUCUUUCAAUUAGUUCAAUUCUAUUAUUCAACAAGUGUCUUUGGGUGGGUGACAAAUUAAAGUAAACCAUCUUAGUGUGUGUUAGUAAGGUGUUGGUGUACAUUUUACACAUUUCGGGAACUGUACUGGAGGGAUGAACACCACUCCCAACACACACAUCACUCAGAUCUCCCACAGGUUUAGAUCUGGUGACUGUGAAGGCCAUAGCAUGAGAUCACACCAUACCACCUCAUCACACCAUUCAAUGAGCCCUCAUGCUGUAUUGAUGAGUCCUACUGGAAGAGACCAUUCCCACCAGGAUAGAAAUGUGUCAUCAGAGGUGAGGAUGGCUUUGUUUUGAUUUCUAGUGAUGCUUUGCACUAAGGGGAUAAGUGGGGCCAACCAAUGCCAGCAUAACAGCCCCUACCCUGCAACCGUGCACCAGGUUUUUUGUCACCUGUCUCUACGUAUAACUAUAAAUCUAUUAAAUCUCAAUCGCCCUCUGUCUGAAUGUGAUACUGGUUAAAAACAUUCUCUUUCCUGGCUUAAUAUCAAAUAUGGAGUUUUGAUCAAGGACAUACAUCAAAAAGAGCACAAGAGACUAUUUCAGGGGUGUUUCAUGUGGAUGUGUUCAUGAAGCUGAAUUUUAUGUCUCCGAGAAAACUAUCAGCUUGUGUCAGUUAGCAGUAUUGUUCAUGACUGCACACCUGUACAGUGGGUAUAAAAAAAAAAGUCUACACACCCCUGUUAAAAAUGGCAGGCUUUUGUGAUGUAAAAAGAAUGAAACCAAGUUAAAUCAUGUCAGAACCUUUUCUCACUUUUAUUGUGGAAUUGCAACCUAUAAAUAUCAAGUGACAAACGCCCAGAAAUAUUUUUUUGUGAAAAAACAGAAAGAAAAAAAAAAAACAAACAAACAAAAAAACAACUUCCAAUACCCAGGUUGUGUAAACACACACCCUUUUAUAAUUGUGAAUGUGGCAGUGUUUAGUGACUGAUUACCCCCAAAUAAAGUAAAGCUGUUCCUAUAGGAUUUUCCUGAUGUCUUGUUAACAUCCAGAAACCUGGUCAGGGAGGCUGCCAGUAGGCCUACAGCAACAUUAAAAGUACUGUAGAAAUUUCUGGCAAGGACUUGUUGCACCCAACAUGUGACAGUAAUCUCCCAAAUUCUUCAUAGCUCUGGGCUAUGGGG
This is a messenger RNA of Ictalurus punctatus (channel catfish), 11149 nucleotides long. RefSeq names its product ANKH inorganic pyrophosphate transport regulator a (gene ankha). The transcript has 12 exons. Gene Ontology annotation, cellular component: membrane. Gene Ontology annotation, molecular function: phosphate transmembrane transporter activity. The coding region runs from base 366 to 1868 and encodes 500 amino acids. Gene Ontology annotation, biological process: phosphate ion transmembrane transport. Lineage: Eukaryota; Metazoa; Chordata; Actinopteri; Siluriformes; Ictaluridae. The record is from RefSeq and is a predicted model, not a curated record.